Molecule: messenger RNA, 2376 nt
Organism: Didymodactylos carnosus
Lineage: Eukaryota; Metazoa; Rotifera; Eurotatoria; Philodinida; Philodinidae
Source: the annotation of a GenBank genome assembly
AUGUUAUAUCUCCAAAGAGAAACAAGCGAAGGAAAUCAAGUUAUAGCGUUAGGAGUUUUAGUUGGUAUUUUGCUGGUAAUAUUUUAUGGUCUAACGAUAGUCAAUACUGUAAGAAAGAAACGUACAAAAGAGAAUACGGAAAAAUCUGAUAUCAAGCUUGAUAGUGUUUCAGCAGUGGCUGUUGGACAUUUUAAAAAAACAUGCAGCAUUUCAUCGGUCAUAAUCACAGCAUUAAUUUUGCCAAUUGCUGCCGCUGCACUGAUUAUCAAAGCAUUUCUAUUGAAACCGAUUCACAAUGACAUUGUCAAUAAAUAUGAAACUAAUCAAACGCUCAUGUAUCAACCGAAUGACAUCUGUUCCGUAAUUGAUCUUCAAGAUUUCAAUAUGUUAACAUUUCCGGUUGCAUGUGCUCUAAUCAUUCUUUAUGCCAUAUUAUCAAAAAGAAAUUCGCUUAAAAAAAAUUUAUGCCAUGGAUAUUUGGCUCCACCAGUGCCACUCGAUUAUUUUGCCCGUAUUAAACGAANACGAAAACUUGCAGCCAUCAUUUUUGCUGUAACAGCAAAUGAACUACUCGAAAUUGUUUAUCAAGUACUAACGGAAAAUAAAUCUGAUGGAGAAGGUGUGAUUGUUAAGUAUUUACUUCGAAUAUUCCAAGUGCUGGUGAUCGGAUUUCGUUAUUAUCCGACAUUGGCCGCUAUUCAUAUGGAUACAAUUUUUGCUCUAUUUUUGGCCACCCUUUAUAGUUGGUUAGAUUUUUCUGUUAGUAUUCUUGAUCAAAGUUUAUGUAAUAAUUAUUAUCCAACCGAAGAUCUAUACGAAGAAACAAAUGGUUCAAGUACGGACGAUAUUAAAUCGUUAUUAGAAUACUAUGGCACAGGCUCAAAUUUGAUUGUCAUUGAUGCUUGCAUAGAUAUACCGAGAUUUAUUUGUUUAGCCUACAUAUCGGUUAAAUUACCAGAGUUAUUUAUCAAAAAGAUACGCGCACGAAUGAAUCGGAAACAACAAUCAAUAUCAACAUCUCUAUCAUUAUCAAGAGAAGAAAGACAAUUAUUAUCCUAUAUGAAACAUUCUAUUGAAGCAAGAUAUGUCAGAUAUUUAUUCAUACCACUUGAGAGAAGACCAGAAAAUAAAACAUUAUUGUCACGAAUUAUUCCAAAAAAAACUUACACGAUUCGAGAUGAUUUUCAUUAUUCAUUACGUGUGUUAUCUGUUUAUGCUUCAGCACUCAUGUUGCUAUUUUUCAUGACAACUAAUUUUUGCGUAAAAGUCAUUCCAACAUUAGGUACUUACCAUCAAACGCUAACAACACUGUUUAAUGAACUUUUUGGCGAAAAUAAAUUUCCAUUGCCUGAAUUUGUGGGACCGUAUGUUGUGUGUAUUAUGUUUGCCACAGUUAUCGUUUUGUUACAAUUAACAUUACAAUUAGCUGCUAUAAGACGAAAUUUAUUUCAAGUCUAUCGGGGCGAUAUUGCUGAAUUACCUCAUCGAGCGACACUGAAUACUGUUAGUGUAGCAACGUCAAAUUUUCAUUUUGCUGGGUAUUUUAUUGGUUAUGUUGUAUGGGGCUAUUUGUCACUGGCUUUUCUAGCAUUUCUCAUCAUUAUUCCAAUUGAUGCUUUCAUUGUAUUUGGCUCAGUUGAAUUUAUAGAGGGUAUUUUGAAAAAAAUUAUUCCGGUGUUAUUAUUUAUAUUGUUUAAAUUGUAUUUAAAUAAAUUAUUAGCUCAAUAUGCAUUUUUACAACAUUGGGGUGAUGUUUUGGCAUUGAAUAAUCGUCGAUGGUUAAUGAUUUUUCUUUAUUUUAAUGCUUUUCUUGAUGCAUUUCUCGGUUUUGUCUCUUGUGUUAUACGAAUUGUUUAUUCUGUUAUUGCGUCCCUGAUCUAUAUGUGUCGUUUAGAUUAUUCACCAUUGGGUAGAAAACUGGAAAGAUUUGAUAGUGGUUUCAGUGCUUAUGUGGGAUGUAUCUAUAUGGAAAGAGAGCACGCACAUCCCGUUAUGCUAUGUUUUGCAAGUUAUUUAUAUUUGAAAGUAAAAUUAAACCCAACAACAUCAAAUAUACAAAAUGAGAACUAUCAUGCAACGAAUGGAAAUAUAUCUCCGUCUCCAUUCAUCGGUGCUAUCAAGCCAAUUAUCAGAAAAACAAAAGAAUAUAAUUCACGUAUCCUACAAAGAUGGAUGAUGGCUCUAACGUUAACACAUAAUCCACUAUUAGUGUAUACUAGAAAAAAAUUUUUAAUUCAAAAACAGCAACUAAAUGCGGGUGUUGAGAAUAAAUAUAAAAAAGAUCGAGCUUUCUCAAUCCGACCAAGUUUAAUUUCCGAACAUGAUAUUAAUCAAGCAUGGCAUCAAGAAUCUAGCAACACUUCCAAUCUUCAGUAG